AUGACAGAAGCAGCAGGUGGUGAUCUCAAAAAAGGUGUGACGAUCAAUUCGCUAAAUGAUUUGAAAGCGGUUUUUCACAGUUUACUUUAUCCAAAAGAAAAUAAAGUAGCGGAACAGGCAUUCGUCAGUUUGGAACAAAAAACGCAUCUGAAUCGAGAAAAGAUAUUAUAUGUUGUCAUUAGCAUUGCGGCUCUGUAUAUGGUUUUUGGAGCAUUUGCUAAAAUAGUUUGUAAUUUAAUUGGUUUCGCAUUUCCAGCUUAUGCUUCUGUCAAGGCGAUUCGCACAGCACAGAAAGAUGACGACACUCAUUGGCUUAUUUAUUGGACGGUAUUUGGUGCAUUUUCGCUAGUUGAUUCUUUUGCGGAAAUAAUUUUUUGCUACUUUCCGAUUUAUUGGGUCUUCAAGGCAUUAUUAUUGCUCUACUUGUAUCUCCCUCAAACAUACGGUGCUAUAAUUUUGUACGAACGACUUGUUGAUCCGGCAAUCACAAAAGUAGAUCUGUUACUGAAAGAAAAUGCAUUCUUACAAAAGAUUUUUUCUUUUCUCUCUCAUGGUCGUAUUGAGUGA
This is a messenger RNA of Thelazia callipaeda (thelaziosis nematode), 567 nucleotides long. The record is from the annotation of a GenBank genome assembly. Lineage: Eukaryota; Metazoa; Nematoda; Chromadorea; Rhabditida; Thelaziidae.